Molecule: messenger RNA, 1335 nt
Organism: Monoraphidium neglectum
Lineage: Eukaryota; Viridiplantae; Chlorophyta; Chlorophyceae; Sphaeropleales; Selenastraceae
Exons: 5
Coding region: 1-1335 (444 amino acids)
Biological process (GO): regulation of DNA-templated transcription; termination of mitochondrial transcription
Cellular component (GO): mitochondrial matrix
Molecular function (GO): double-stranded DNA binding
Source: RefSeq, a predicted model, not a curated record
AUGCGCCGCACAGAUGUCAUCGCCAACUCGCGGAGACGACGGCAGGAGGCCCAAGCCGCCACCGUGGCGGAGGAUGCGGAGGACUUGGAGCCGGAGCAGCAGCCCAUUGACACGGCGAGGAAAGUAGAGGCCCUUAGCUCAGCCCUCGGCGUCCGAAAGAGCCACGUCGCCUCCCUAUUCCGCCAGCAGCCCGCGCUCGCCGCCGCCCCCGCCGACCAGCUCGCCGCGCGCGUGCGCCGCGCCGCCGAGUGCCUGUGCGUGCCGCCCGUCCAGGCGCUCGUCAUGGCGGCCCGCAGCCCCGCGGCCGCGGCCGCAGACCCUCUGGUGCUCCGCCGCAAGGCUGAGCGGCUCGCAGCGGCGCUGGGGCUGCCCGCAGAGCAGGGCAUGUUCUUGGCGGCCCGCCAGCCCGCGCUGCUCGAGUACGCCCCCGAGUCCGUCGCCGGCGACUGCGCGCGCCUCGCCGCGUCGCUCGGCGCGUCGCCGCCCGGCGUGCUGCAGCUGCUCUCGCGCGUCGGCGCGCGCGAGCUGCGCGCGCUGCUCGGCGCAAGCGGCGGCAUGCUGCGGGAGCAGCUGAUCGACGUGCUCGAGUCCCUGGGCCUUCCCGCCAGCAGCACGCGCGACCUCGACACGCUCCGCAUGGUUGCGAAGAACCCCGGCCUGCUGUGCGCGCCGCCGGCGCGCGUGGCCGAGAGCUGCGAGGCGCUCGUCUCCGUAUUCCAGGCCGCGCCGGCCGCGUUUGUGCACGUGCUCAACCGCUGCCCCAGCCUGCUGACCUGCGACGCGGGGGAGAUCCUGGCAAACUACAGAGGCCUGGGGCGGCUGCUGGGGCUGCCGCCGCCGGCGAUGGCGCGGCUGCUGGCGGCGCAGCCGCGGCUGCUGCGGUGCCGGGCGGAGGACGUGCAGGCGAAGCUGGAGGCGCUGAUCUACGACAUGUACAUGCCGCGGGAGCAGCCGACGCUGCUGCUCUUCGGGCCCGACACGCUGCGCGCCAAGCUCGCCGCGCUGCAGCGGCUGCUGGGUGGCGCGGACUACCAGGUGGCGCUCAUGCUGGUCGCCAAGCAGCCGUCGCUAGUGGGGUUCCAGAUCAGCGUGCUGGAGGCGAAGCACGCCGCGCUCUGCAAGGCGACGGGGCUGGCACCCGCCAAGGCGAGCGCGCUGCUGCUGCGCUUCCCGCUGCUGCUCACGGCGGCGAGCGCGCAGGUGGAGGCGACGUGCGAGCUGCUGCUGCGGGAGCUGGCGUUGUGCGGGGAGCCGGCGCGGGGCGCUCGCAGCGGGAGACGCGUGCCGGCGGGGUCAGCCUCUGGGGAUGGGUGGGCAGCGGUGCUCGGCGGUUAG